Molecule: messenger RNA, 1677 nt
Organism: Closterium sp. Naga37s-1
Lineage: Eukaryota; Viridiplantae; Streptophyta; Zygnematophyceae; Desmidiales; Closteriaceae
Source: the annotation of a GenBank genome assembly
AUGCUCUCCGUUAAAGAGGAACUUGUUGUAUCUCGCGAGGAUCUUUCAGCCGCCGUGGCGUGCUUCCCCAACCUCACCCACCUGCAUCUCAGUGACAACAGCGUCGAGACACUCAACGACGUCUUCCUUGCUCGCCUCGCUUCAUCAUGCCCGAAGCUGACUCGCCUCCACGUGGGGAGGAGCUUUGCACAUCCACCAAAGGAGGGCGAUGUCCACCCAGUCAAGGAGUAUCGCAGGAAGGAGGGGCAUUCAAUAACUACGAAUGGCUUGGAUUGCUUCUUCCUGAAGUUGCUUCGCUUGGAGGAGCUUUCUCUCUUCUGCCUCCACCAAGCAACGCAGCUACCGGACUCAUUUUUCCAGCUGAAACAUCUGCACACCCUUGUUGUGAAUAAUGCUGCAGCACUGGAGAAUCCCGGUUUUACAAAUCUUACUGCUCUUACCACCCUCUGUGUCACCUUCCCCUGGAAUUCUCAGCACCUGUCCACCCUCCGUCACUUCCCACGACUCACCCACCUCUCCACCGUCGCCCGUCACCACAACCAUCAGCCAGCGGGUGCUGCAAGCGUAACGCUGCCGUCCUGCCUGAAAUUGAUCAAUUUCUUUUAUCUUUGCCCUGAAUUCGACACCAUCUUCCCAUCAGCAUCGCCGUUCACCGGGCUAGAGGAGCUGCUGAUCACCCAGUGCCGUGAGCUGGAGAACCUUCCUGACGACAUAGGAGACUUGCUCCCAAGCCUUCGCAAGCUGACCAUCCGCGAGUGCUUUCACUUGGAAACCCUACCUGAAAGCUUCACUUCUCUUAAUCGUUUGGAAGCCCUCAUCAUCUCUAUCAGUGACGCAUUCAGCUUACCUGACAACUUCGGGAACCUGCCUGCCCUCAAACUGCUGGUGUUGGAAGAAUUGCAAUUUCGGGCUCUCCCUCCGUCCUUCUGCCAUCUCACGGAAGGCCCGCCCCAUGUUGUGGACAUCUCCCGGCUGUCGCAUCUGAGGGUGCUGAAGCUGACCUGCGUUGGGGUGCGAUGUGGGCGUGUAGUGAGGAGGAGGUUAUCGUGUCUGCAGCAGCUGGAGCAGCUGGAGAUGCGUUUGGAAGGAGGCAGACAGGAGCUCCCAGUCCCCCUCACCUUUCUCCCUCGCCUGCGCAGCUUGCUGAUAGAGGCACCGGGAAUUCGCAGGCUCCCGGUAAACAUGGCUGCAGCGUUGCCACAGCUGCGGCAGCUGCAGCUUCUUUCGUGGUCACACAAGGGGCUGCCAAGCAGCAUAGUGGAGCUUAGCUCGCUGACGUCACUCACCGUUGAAGCUCCUCAGCUGAAGUCACUACCUCAGGGCAUGACCUCCUUAGUUCGGCUGCGCAAACUGGAGCUGAUUCGCUGCAACGCCUUGCGGCAUCUACCGGAAUCUCUCACGCAGCUGCACCAGCUGAUACUGCGCAACACUUCCAUGCUCUCCCUUCCUGCAAAUCUCGUGCGGCUGACGGAGUUCCAGUUCCAGAUCCGCACCUGCUUCUCCUGCACUGAUUCACACACUAAAGCCCCUACAAUACUAUCUCCCUCAUCCCUCGCCCCUGGCUCUGCAUCUGCUUCUCCUAUACCAACUUCCAUCCCACAGUUGCAGGCAGUGGCAGGACAGUGGGAGGGCAGCGAAGCUGCUGGCAGGGGAGUGAAGCUGCUGCCAGGGGAGUGA